AUGGCCAGAGUCGCUCAAGCUGGUAGUGGUGUGGAGUUAACCUGCGACAGAUGUGGGAGUAUAGUUCUCGUCCUGGUAUUUUUGUUAGUCUGUAUCAGAUUCUUAUUAAGACGACUCAAAAAUGAGAGUAUCUACCCUGAUGACUGGCUCAUGAUAGUCGCUUUUCUCUUUGUAGGAGGAUUUACAUCUACAUUCCCCGUUCUUAGGCAGCCAGAACAGAGAUAUGUGAAAUUUACUUGCUUGGGUAUUGUUAUGACCUGGUCAACCGUUAUGGUGAUGUGGAUGCUUCAAUGCCGCCCAUUUAAUUUGAACUGGAAGGUCACAGUUCCUCCUCAGCAAUGUGCAGCAAUUAUUGUGACGAAUGUCGUAUUGAUCUGCAUUCCCUUGCCAAUGAUUUGGAGAACGCAGAUGGCAACUGUUACAAAAUUCAAGGUAUCUGGGGUCUUCCUCGUCGGUAUAUUUCUUGUUGUGAUAUCUAUUCUACGAACUAUCUUGCAGGAAAGUGGAAUUCAAGCAACGGAUGAUAGGUAUUUUUGGGGCGCUAUGGAGGCUCUCCUCAUGGCGUUGUUUGCCAACGCUCCCGUACUCAAUGCACUUUAUCGUCGCAUCAAGCGUGGCGCUGGAUCAAAUCACCUCGCAUCUAGAUCCGAUAUCAGAUCAGCCAUGAAUUCAGAUGGUAUGGAAUUGUGUUCAGCUGAUGAUUCGAGGGAGAUCGAUUUCAUGGAAGCACUCCGGGUGGGACCUGAGCAUGAACCAGAGUCUAUGAAACAGUCAGGCCGCGCAUCCGCUUCACCAACACCACCAAUACCCGCCAGACUUGCACCUUCACCUUCACACCUUAACAAACGCAAAGUAGUUCCCAAUACCAACAUGCUCCUCUCUGUUUCUCGAUCGAGAGGAGCAUUGAGUGCUGUGGGAGUGUGUAUUUAA
Sclerotinia sclerotiorum 1980 UF-70 is the source of this 930-nucleotide messenger RNA. RefSeq lists its product with no specific name. The transcript is spliced from 9 exons. The record is from RefSeq and is a predicted model, not a curated record. NCBI's taxonomy places the organism in Eukaryota, Fungi, Ascomycota, Leotiomycetes, Helotiales, Sclerotiniaceae. The coding region runs from base 1 to 930 and encodes 309 amino acids.